This is a messenger RNA of Archocentrus centrarchus (flier cichlid), 896 nucleotides long. Its product is annotated as ladderlectin-like. Lineage: Eukaryota; Metazoa; Chordata; Actinopteri; Cichliformes; Cichlidae. Bases 113 to 634 code for a protein of 173 amino acids. The record is from RefSeq and is a predicted model, not a curated record. The transcript has 7 exons.
CUCUGCUUUUUUAGCAGCAGUCACAUUUUCUGAUCAUCAGUUAAUCAAGUGCAUUUGUCUGUACGAGUCUCCUACAGAAGCAUCACUAAUUCCCAUCUCAUCAUCUGCAACCAUGAACAUGCUGACUGUGUGUGCACUGGUUUGUACCAUAGUGGCUCUGGCUGGAUCUGCUGAUCUCCCAGAGACAAAGGCUGAAAGCAAUGAAACAGCAAAGACUCACCUAGUCAAGAUGUCCUCCAAAUGUGAUGAUGGUUGGACUCAGUUCAAUGGACGUUGUUUCUCCUACGUUGCAGAGCCUAUGACUUGGGAUAAAGCUGAGAAAAACUGUGUGUCCCUGGGAGGUCACCUUGCAUCAGUGCACAACUUCCUGGAGUACUGCAGGCUUGAGAAGCUCAUACUGAUUACUACUCAUGAUGAAAAAGAAACCUGGAUUGGUGGCACUGAUGCACAGGAGGAGGGCCAUUGGAUUUGGAGUGAUGGCACCACUUUCCAAUAUAACAACUGGUGUCCUGGAGAGCCCAAUAACGGAGGAGGUCUCCAGCACUGCUUGCAAAUGAAUUAUUCAGAUGGAAAGUGCUGGGAUGAUUUGAGUUGCUACGAAGAAAGACCUUCUGUCUGUGCCAGGAAGAUGUGAUGAAUCCUGGACUCAGCAGUGACACAGGACGGCAUGUCUUUGUGUCAUCAGCAUCAUAUAUUGGCUUUAAUCUCUUUUCUUCUUCAUUAUCAUGCUAUUGCUGUAAUGCUACUUAAGGAAGUAUGAGACAAGAAUCAGAAACGGAAGGUGGCUCAUGUCUUUAAUUAGAAGAGCCUGAGUGUUGAAUGAAAAAAAUGCUUUUAGCUUUGUUUCCUGGAGAGUGAAAUUGUCUUUUUGGUUUCUUUUUUGUGCAGAAAUAAAA